AAAACCCUAAUCCCUUGCAAGCCUUUUCACGUUCAAGCAGCUGUUUAGGUUCUGUGAGAGAGGGUGUGUGUGUGUGUGAUUUAGAGACAGAAAGUUCAAAAAUUUUGCACAGCAAUGGCUCAGUUGCAGGCCAUUACGUCCUGUUCAUCCGCCAAUCUUCUUUUCCAUGGAUCCAAGAGAGAGCCCUUUCCGCAUCAUGGUAACUUGUACUGUUCAAAGAAGCAGUCUUCGUGUCUAGAGUUAGGGGCAAAAGCGAGUGAGCUUAGCGGGCAUGCAAUUGCUGGUCACAGUAGGAAUAUUGUUCGGGCCUCUAACAAUCAUGUUAUUCAAGCAGUUUUGGCCAGUGACAAAGAGACGGAAAGUUCUAGUGCUACAAAAGGGAGAGCCUUACGUGGAAAAUUGAAUAAGGUGGUUUUAGCCUAUAGUGGUGGCUUAGAUACAUCAGUUAUUGUCCCAUGGCUAAGGGAGAAUUAUGGCUGUGAGGUUGUUUGCUUCACUGCAGAUGUUGGUCAGGGUGUGAUGGAAUUGGAAGGUUUGGAACAAAAGGCCAAGGCAAGUGGCGCUUGUCAAUUGGUGGUGAAGGAUUUGAAGGAGGAAUUUGUGAAGGAUUACAUAUAUCCUUGUUUGAGAGCUGGUGCAAUCUAUGAAAGAAAGUACUUGCUAGGGACCUCAAUGGCCCGCCCUGUUAUUGCCAAGGCCAUGGUUGAUGUUGCUAAAGAAGUGGGAGCUGAUGCUGUUUCUCAUGGAUGCACAGGGAAAGGGAAUGAUCAGGUUCGCUUUGAGCUCACUUUCUUUGCUCUAAACCCUGAACUAAAUGUUGUGGCUCCUUGGAGGGAAUGGGAAAUAGAAGGGAGAGAGGAUGCUAUUGAAUAUGCUAAGAAACAUAAUGUGCCUGUUCCAGUAACGAAGAAAUCCAUCUACAGCAGAGACAGGAACCUGUGGCACCUGAGUCAUGAGGGGGACAUUCUCGAGGACCCAGCAAAUGAACCAAAGAAGGAUAUGUACAUGAUGAGUGUUGACCCAGAAGAUGCACCUGACAAACCCGAAUACGUAGAAAUUGAGCUAGAAUCAGGACUUCCUGUUUCGGUCAACAAAAAGAAGCUCUCUCCUGCAUCUCUUCUCUCUGAGCUAAAUGAAAUAGGCGGAAGACAUGGGAUUGGCCGCAUCGACAUGGUUGAAAAUCGGCUUGUUGGAAUGAAAAGCCGUGGAGUCUAUGAAACUCCUGGUGGGACCAUCCUCUUCACCGCUGCACGUGAACUCGAAUCUCUUACACUUGAUCGGGAGACAAUACAAGUUAAAGACUCCCUCGCCCUUAAAUAUGCCGAGCUGGUGUAUGCAGGCCGGUGGUUCGACCCUCUUCGUGAGUCCAUGGACGCUUUCAUGGAGAAGAUCACUGCAACGACAACUGGAACAGUUACUCUCAAACUGUACAAAGGAUCCGUUACAGUAGCAGGUCUGAAAAGCCCCUAUAGCCUGUACAGGCAAGAUAUUUCAUCCUUCGAGAGCGGGCAGAUCUACAAUCAAGCGGAUGCUGCUGGAUUCAUUCGGCUAUAUGGACUUCCAAUGCGGGUACGAGCAAUGCUUGGGAAGGAUUGAUGUAUUUCUGGUUUUAGAUACAAUGCUGGUUCUUAUUUGCCUACCUACGUGUUGAAGGUCUAGUAAUCCCUUGUAGAAUGUUGUUCCUUCGGAAUGGCUGGAUAGCUUUAAAGCCAGUUAAUAGCAUAUUAGUACUUACUCUUUUUUCAAGUCCUUUUCUGGUUGAUAGCCUCCUCUCCCUUGCCAAGUAAUGAAAUUUAAGCAUGAAUCUUAAAUUUUCUCUUUCUAAUAGAAUUGUUAAUUUUAUUUA
Molecule: messenger RNA, 1846 nt
Organism: Cornus florida
Lineage: Eukaryota; Viridiplantae; Streptophyta; Magnoliopsida; Cornales; Cornaceae
Product: argininosuccinate synthase, chloroplastic
Exons: 10
Coding region: 115-1596 (493 amino acids)
Biological process (GO): urea cycle; L-arginine biosynthetic process
Cellular component (GO): cytoplasm
Molecular function (GO): ATP binding; argininosuccinate synthase activity
Source: RefSeq, a predicted model, not a curated record